Molecule: messenger RNA, 1962 nt
Organism: Gracilinanus agilis (Agile Gracile Mouse Opossum)
Lineage: Eukaryota; Metazoa; Chordata; Mammalia; Didelphimorphia; Didelphidae
Gene: ZC3HC1
Product: zinc finger C3HC-type containing 1
Exons: 10
Coding region: 1-1563 (520 amino acids)
Cellular component (GO): nucleus
Molecular function (GO): zinc ion binding
Source: RefSeq, a predicted model, not a curated record
AUGGAGUCGUCCAGUCCUACUCCCGUGGUUGCUGCUGGAGAGGAAAAAACUCGGAGUUCUGGGGUCCGCUCCUCAGAGGUGACACCCCAAAAAAUCCGGCAGUUGAUAGAUGAAGGAAUCGCCCCCGAGGAGGGAGGGUCGGACGCGAAGGAUACAUCUGCCUUGUCCCAGCCAAUUAAUGGAUCACCCCAAGCAGAACAACCUCCUUUUGAAUCUACAAGCAAAGAAGCCUUCUUUAGCAGAGUAGAAACAUUUACUUCCUUGAAAUGGGCAGGCAAACCCCAUGACCUAUCUCCCCUGGUCUGUGCAAAGUAUGGUUGGGUCACAGUUGAGUGUGACAUGCUUAGAUGUUCUAGCUGUCAGGCUUUCCUGUGUGCCAGCCUGCAGCCAGCGUUUGACUUUGAGAGGUAUAAUGAAAGAUGUGCUGAGUUGAAGAAAGCCUUAUGUACUGCUCAUGAGAAAUUCUGUUUCUGGCCAGACAGCCCAUGCCCAGAUCGCUUUGGAGUUUUACUAGUGGAUGAGCCUGUUGCCCUUCUUAAUGACUUCAUAGAUCGUUUUCAAAGCCUCUGUCACCUGGACCUCCAGCUGCCUUCACUGAAACCUGAUGACUUGAAAAAUAUGUGUCUGACUGAGGACAAGAUCAGCCUUCUUUUACACCUGAUUGAAGAUGAGCUUGAGCGCCGAACUGAUGGGGAGAAAGGAACUAAUGGGGAGAAAGGAACUGAUGGGGAGAAAGGAACUGAUGGGGAGAAAACUCCGGCCAAAUUGGGCUCAGACAUCCAAAUCCAUGUCACUGCCUGUAUUCUGGCUCUCUGUGGCUGGUCUUGUAGUUCUUCCAUGGAGCCUGUGCAACUUUCUCUAAUCGCAUGUUCACAUUGUUUGAGAAAAGUGGGGCUCUGGAGCUUCCAGCAGAUUGAGUCUGCCUUGGGUGAUCUGGAUGUUUCCUUUGGCCUGAUGAGCACCCCCAUUGCUGUCUCUGAUGGGCGAUCGGAGCGCUUUCCUUUGGCUUUAGUGUCUCCACGGAGAAUGAUGACACGCAGCCAGGAUGCCACAUUUUCCCCAAGCUCUGAACAAUCUGAAAAGAGUCCAGGUCUCGUCAUCUCCAGAACACGGAGUUGGGACUGCUCCAGUCCUAUUGAUCGUCCGGAGCCAGAGGCUGCUAGCCCCACCACCAGAAGCCGCCCAGUGACCCGCAGUAUGGGGCAAGGAGAUAGCACUGGGUUGGAGGUUCCAUCUAGUCCUCACCGGCGAGCCAAGCGGGCACGACUCUGUUCUUCUAGUAGUUCAGACACAUCUGCCAGAAGCAUUUUUGACCCUGUUUCCCAGCACCGAGACUGGUGCCCCUGGGUCAAUAGCACACAGAUGAAAGAAGCCAAAGAGGAGAAUGAGAAUGAGUUAGAUAUUUGCAGGGCAGCAGAGCCAGGCUGGAAGGCAGUGCUCCACAUCCUCCUGACCCACCAACAGUCUAACCUGUCAGGCGAUUCAGACUCAACGAAUCUGUCUGAGAAAUCAAGGAAAGUGUUCCGAAUAUUCCGGCAAUGGGAGUCCAUGUGUUCAUCUUGAAAACAUUCCAUCCCUUUCAUGGAGAGAAACAGAAAGAUAUUUAUGUCCCCUGGACAAGAAAAGCUGAUCCCUUUUGGGGUCAGUGAUGCUUAAUAGGGUUUUUUUACAAACUGAUUUAAUCAUAAGGAAAACCAACUGUUGUAAAAAGGAAUAAAUGUCACCGACAUCCAUAUGCCUAAGCAGACCUAUAUCUACUUGGUUGGAAAAUAGUAGGAUAUGACAGUCUUACAGGGACCUUAGUUUGGUUAAAAAAUACUACCGUUGUGAGUCUGUCCAGAAGAUCAACGAUAUGAUUACUCUUUGUCAUGCCCAGUGUUGGGAAGGGGGCCUAUAUUUUAAUGGUUCUUAAAUUCCGAAGCUUUUGAUAAAGUGUUGGGGUAAUAAAGAGUUACAUUGUGG